CGAUUCACCUCAAGAAUAUAGUAUGUGUCUAUAUAGUACACGGGCUUGAAACGAAGUGGCGAUGCUUCAUGAAUGCUACAUAAAUGGUACGCAAUGCCAAAUAUACAAAAAGUAAAGCAUACUUUUGAGCGGAACAAGAAAAAUUUGUACUCCUACCCACAGCUUCUCUAGCUCCACAUCCGUAAGCCCCACCCCGCCCAUUUUCCUUAAUUUGAUGCGGAAAUGUACCUUCUUCCCUAUUUCUAUAAUGGAAAACUUGCAACUUGAGACUUGGAGCGCCGUUGCCGCGCCGUUCUCGUUUGAGAAGUGUCCGCCCAGGGGAAGAUGACUAUUCCACCGUUACUAUACUGAGUGGAGUGGAUUGGGAUGUACACAAUGAAUGUACUCACCACAUGGCGAGUCGUCGCCACCGAAGCAAGCGCAAUUUUCUGCAAGGCGAUCUUUCGCUGGAGCGCUGAGACAUUUCGCACCUUAUUUGCUUUCGGUAUUAGGCUAAAAGUGUGAAUUGUUUAUAAAGAGAUUACAAAACGAAGACAAAAUGAUCUGUGGGCCGCAGUGUUCGACUUUUGCUGCCAUAAAAACAUAAAAAAAAGCAUCACUUUAAAAGAAAACCAACGCAGCGCUGCGGAUAAUUGCCAAAAGAAAGUUUCCCUAGGUCUCACGACUCACGGCCUCGGCAUAAAAGGCCGUACCGGGGAGCCGGAAGCAAACAGUCACCCAACGAGAUCGCUACCAAAAUGACCAACUUUAUCGCGAAGAAAUCCCUCCUGGUGCUCUCCCUGCUCUUGCUGGGCACCGUUCAAGCUCAACCUUUAGAGGAUCACCACGGACGCGAGCAGCGCCAACUGAAGGGCGGCCCAGGAGCCAACACGGAUGCGGAUGUGAAGAUGGUGGCCAAUGUUACGCCGGCGGCAGCCACCUCCAUGCAGAUGGGUAUGGGCCUGUCCCUGCCGAUGAAUCAGAUGGCCCUGAAUGCAGUCGGUACUCAGCUGGUGCGGUAUCCCAACUAUCCGGGGCUGAUCUACGCCCCGGGCAUCGCUCAGGGAUCUCUGAAUGGAUUGAGUGGCCUGCAGACGAACAUAGCCAACAAUUAUCCAGCCUAUCCAGACCCGAAUAUGGUUGGAGCAUCUCCUGGUUUCGGCGCGGCUUCUAGCUUCGGUGGAGCUCCUGGUUUCGGUGGAACUCCUAGCUUUGGAGCAGCUCCGGGCUUUGGAACAGGUCCUGGCUUCAGUGCAGCCCCUAGCUUUGGCCCAGCUCCUGGAUUCGGUACAGCUCCUGGCUUCGGCUUUGGAAGCUAUCCAGGCGCUUCAAGCCCUGCCGCGCUCAUGUACGGCAAUCCCAUGUCGUAUCCAAAUCCCCAGCUGCCCAACGGAUUCGUGCCCCAGCCAUCGGUGGACAACUUCUCGGCUCUGAACAACAUCGUGAACAUGGCCAAUGUCCAAGGACUGGGAGGAUCUAACCAAGGAUUCUAUCAAAAUCCCCAGCUGCCCGGUCUCUAUGCACCCGCCGGAGGCUACAUGGAGCGCAUGAACAUGCAAGGAUAUGCACCCGCCUUCUAAGGGAUGGCACAUACUCCACUAUAUACUUAAGGGCUUAUUUAUUUUAUUUAUUUAGCCAAUUAAAAGAGCAUUUAACCAGAA
Drosophila pseudoobscura is the source of this 1640-nucleotide messenger RNA. Its product is annotated as DNA-binding protein Rfx5. The coding region runs from base 738 to 1559 and encodes 273 amino acids. The record is from RefSeq and is a predicted model, not a curated record. Lineage: Eukaryota; Metazoa; Arthropoda; Insecta; Diptera; Drosophilidae. The transcript has a single exon.